Boeremia exigua is the source of this 1049-nucleotide messenger RNA. RefSeq lists its product as uncharacterized. NCBI's taxonomy places the organism in Eukaryota, Fungi, Ascomycota, Dothideomycetes, Pleosporales, Didymellaceae. The record is from RefSeq and is a predicted model, not a curated record. Gene Ontology annotation, cellular component: trans-Golgi network. The coding region runs from base 139 to 663 and encodes 174 amino acids. The transcript has 3 exons.
ACAAGUCCUCAUCCCUCGACAUCACCCACUUUCCUACCUUGGCGUCUGUCCACUUGAUCUAACGGCGCCGUUCCUGCCGAAUAUUGCGCGCUUCUUCCACUCAUACUACAGAGCCGCACAUCUACACCUGUUCCUGAGAUGUCGGAGCAGCUAUCUUCUGCUCCCUACCCGACUGUCGCAGUCUUCGACGUUGAUCGCCGGUCCUCGUAUCCCGACGACAUGAGCACCACCUCCAGCACCUGCUCGGUCAGUGACCAGGACCACCCCAAGGGCGGCGACCCCACGAUGCGCCCGCGUCUGGGGAGCAGGAAGUCCAGCGGCACCAUCAUCAUCCCGCGCGACAGUCCUCACGUCGAGCUCAAGGAGGAGGAGUACGAUGAUGGAGAUGCCCGGACCAUGAGCCCUCGCCGAAGCAGUGAGGAGAUUGAGAAGAUGGGCCAGGACGCGAGACAGGCCUUGAUAGAACAAGCCAAGCAACUCCAAGCAAGCCUAAUGGAGAUUGUCGACCGUGUAGAGGUCGUCAAGUCAGAACACGAGAAGCUUGAGGGCGGCAACAAAUUCCUGCAGUCAUACAUUGGCGAGCUCAUGCAAACCAGCAAGCUUACAUCCUCUGGCGCAGGCAAAGCCUCCAAAGCCAAGGGUAAAGGACGAAUCAUCAAAUAACAAUCAGCGCUCCCAGCCCCUAGGCUAGUCGCCUACCACGAUGGCUGGGGUCGCGGAGCACAUCAUGUUGGCAUUCCGCCAGGACCCCAUCGCAUCAUCGACGCGACACGCCUCACCAACCCCCACUACACGAGCAUCAUGAUCAUCUACUGCCUCACACAUUAACCACACUAUACAUUCGACUCAUACUCAACUGAUUGCGUUUACGAGCGUUGCAUCACGGCAUGGGAUCCGUUGGCGUUCUUCACUUCGUUCGAUUCAGCACAAUUGCUUUGUGUUACCACUUUUCAACUUCGUAACCUCUAUUUCGACAAUUUCGACAAUCCCCACGGGAUCUGGCUUUGCCGAGCCGUUGUUUCACAACUCGCUACACAAUUAUACCACGG